UGCCAUUUCUCCUUUUUAUGCCCAAUUGGGAACAGCAAGGAGAAUAAGGAUGAAGCUCCUCUUUGCAGCUGUAUUUCCUAUUUUUUUUCUGUCUGCAAUUAAACAAGCAGACUCUUCAGCCUAUGACAAGAUUGUGACACACAGCCGAAUUAGGGCAAAAAAAGAGGGCCCUAAUGUCUGUGCACUUCAGCAAGUUAUGGGCACCAACAAAAAAUAUUUCAGCACCUGCAGAAACUGGUAUCAGGGAUCAAUAUGUGGAAAGAAGGCAACAGUCCUAUAUGAAUGCUGCCCUGGCUACAUGAAGCUUGAUGGAAUGCCUGGAUGUCCUGCAGUGGCUCCAAUUGACAAUGUUUAUGGAACGCUGGGAAUUGUGAAUGCAUUAUUGACCCAAGAUUACACUGAUCAAUCAAAACUGAGGGAGGAAAUUGAAGGUCGAGGAUCUUUCACAUUCUUUGCACCAAGUGAUGAGGCUUGGAGUCUCUUGGAUCCUGAGGUUAGGAGUGCCUUGGUCAGCAAUGUCAACAUUGAAUUAUAUAAUGCUCUGCACUACCAUAUGGUGAACAAGAGAUUACUGACCAAAGAUCUGAAGAAUGGAAUGACUUUGGAGUCAAUGUACAACAAGCUGGGCCUUCUGAUUAAUCAUUAUUCUAAUGGGAUUGUCACGGUCAACUGUGCCAGGAUCAUUCAUGGCAACCAGAUUGCUACCAAUGGAGUUGUACAUAAGAUUGAUCGUGUGGUUACAGCUGUUAGUAACACAAUUCAAGACUACAUUGAAAUUGAAGAUGAUGUUUCAUCCUUUAAGGCUGCUGCUAUUGCUUCAGACACGAUUGACAAAUUUGGGGAACCUGGUCACUACACACUUUUCCUUCCUACUAAUGAAGCUUUUGCAAAACUUCCUCGUUCUGUACUAGAAAGGAUCAUGAGUGAUAAAGUGGCUCUUCAAGCUGUGUUGAACUUCCAUACUUUGAACUCUGUCCAGUGCUCAGAAGCUAUAAUGGCUGGUUCUUCUUAUGAGACUCUGGAGGGCAACAACAUUGAGAUUGGAUGUGAUGGAGACAGUAUGACUGUGAAUGGAGUAAAGAUGGUGAAACGCAAAGACAUUGUCACCACAAACGGAGUCAUUCAUCUCAUUGAUGAAGUGCUUAUCCCAGAUUCAGCUAAACAGGUUCUGGAGCUUACUGGUCCAUCGCAGACCACCUUUACUGACCUGGUUGCUCAACUGGGGUUGUCUGGAUCUAUCAGACCACAGGGAGAAUACACCCUCCUUGCGCCUUUAAAUGCUGCUUUCUCUGAUGAUGUAUUGAGUAUGGACCAACGAGUUCUUAAACUGGUUCUGCAAAAUCAUAUUUUGAAAAACAAAAUCAUUCUGAGUGGACUCUACAAUGGGCAGCAUUUGGAAACACUUGGAGGAAAGACUCUUAGAGUCUUCAUUUACCGCACUAGUGUAUGCAUUGAAAAUUCUUGCAUGAUCAGAGGCAGUAAAGAAGGAAGAAAUGGUGCCCUACAUCUCCUUAGAAACAUUAUUAAACCAGCAGAGAAACCAAUGAUUGACAUUCUGAGAGGAGAUGAUAGAUUCAGCAUAUUUCUAAGCCUUGUGGAAGCAGCAGGCUUGACUGAGAUGCUCAAACAAGAAGGAGAUUGGACUCUAUUUGCACCCACAAAUGAUGCUUUUGAAAACUUAAGUGAAGAGGAAAUGGAACUUCUCACAAGUGAUAUAAAUACAUUGAGGACAAUUCUUCUGUAUCACUUUUCUAAUGGAGUUUUCAUUGGUGGGGGAAUGGAGCUUGGUGUCACUAACCUCCUGAAGACAAUCCAAGGAAAUAACCUCAUGGUUAAAGCAAUAAAUAACACUAUUUUGGCAAAUGAGGUAAAGGCAGAAGAGAGUGAUCUCAUGGCAAAUAAUGGUGUCAUUCAUGUGGUGAAAUCCCUGCUAUACCCAGCUGACAUGCCUGUGGGAAAUAAUGAACUGCUCGCCAUUCUGAAGAAGCUGAUUAAAAAUAUUCACUUGAAGUUUAUACAGGGAUACAAAUACAAGGAAAUCCCAUUAACUUUCAUUAAACGCAUUCAUACCACUAAAAUAGUUGAACCAGAGAUUAAAGUCACUGGAGGACAUACCAUUACUAAAGUAAUUUCUGGAGAACCACAGAAACCGAAGGCUCGAAAGCCGAAAGUUAAAGUAGUUGGUGGAGAGACAGUUAAGAAAGUUGUCCAAGAUCCUUCUGUGACAACCACCAUCAGGAGAGUUAUUGAAGAACCCUCACUGACCAAACUCACAAGAGUAAUUGAAGGCGAGCCCUCUGUCACUAAGAUCACAAGAGUCAUUGAGGGCGAGCCCUCACUCACAAAACUCACAAGAGUCAUUCAAGGAGAAUCUGAUAUCAACUUUGGACAAGGAGAGACAAUAACCAAAGUUGUUCAUGCAGGUGAAAUUGAAAAUGAAGAAGAUAUUAAGAAAUUGCUUGAACAAGAGGUUACCAAGGUAAAGAAGCUUCUUGAAAGUGAUGGUCACUUACUGGAAGAUGAAGAGAUCAAAAGGCUACUUCAGGGAGAUAACAUUAAAAGACCUCCACCUAGAAGAAUUCCAGCACCUAAGAGACGAACAAGAAAAGUUCGUCAAGAGAAAAACUGAAUGAUGGGACAAAUGCUGCUUAGCACACAACUUAAGAGAAUGAAAGAUUAUGACGAACAAUCUAGAAAUAUGAAUUGACCGAACCAGAACAAGGUGCUACAAGACCUAGUUAUUCAUUAGGGUUAAAUUUUGGUUCUGGAAACCUAAAUGAAACCUCAGCUAAUAGAAAGAAAUGGGUUUUCAAAUUCCAAACCUAAAUAAUUUUUUUUUAUUAGUGCAUUUAAAAAGACCUGUCUAACUACAAGCUUUACAACCUAAUGAAAAUAUUUAGGAGCUCAGAGUAGGAGUCACAGAAAUGGGAAACAAAACUCGUGUAUAUCCCAUAGUUUUAAAUGAAAAAAACAAUGCUGGCAAAAAUUGGGAAUUAAAUUUGAAAAUAUUAUUGCUGGUGUUUCCUCACCAUGGUAAACUGUUGCAAAAAUAUAGUCUGUGGUGUCUGCAUUUUCUUAUAGAAAUCAGUAAUGCUUGGCAGGUUUCAGGUACUAACUGAAGAAUGUCUGUAAAUCACAUAAAAUGACAAUGGGCCAGAUUUAUGAUAUAACUCUACUUUUGUAUUCCUCAAUUUGUAAUUUCCAGCUUCAUGUAAUUUGUUUUAGCUUGUUUUUGGAAGCAAAAUUAAAGAUUUACAAUUCUUUUUGUACCUAAAAAACAUCUUUUAUAUUGAUUGUACAUUUUUAAACAAUGUUUGAAAAGCUUUUGGUGCCUUUUUCCCUGUUUGUGGAAAUGAAUGUUCAAUAAAGGAUUUUAUUGA
Molecule: messenger RNA, 3380 nt
Organism: Erpetoichthys calabaricus (reedfish)
Lineage: Eukaryota; Metazoa; Chordata; Cladistia; Polypteriformes; Polypteridae
Product: periostin-like
Exons: 23
Coding region: 50-2629 (859 amino acids)
Biological process (GO): cell adhesion; extracellular matrix organization
Cellular component (GO): extracellular matrix
Molecular function (GO): cell adhesion molecule binding
Source: RefSeq, a predicted model, not a curated record